AUGUUGGGCGACGAAGAUUUCUACCUCUUUAAGAAUAUUUCUCAUAUUGGUCCCUGGGAUGGCCCUCAAUAUCAUAUUGCACCAAAAUGGGCAUUCCACCUACAGGCCAUUUUUAUGGGUGUGGUGUUCAUCUUUGGGACACCCUUAAACGCUGUUGUUCUGGUGGUAACAGUAAAAUACAAGAAACUGCGGCAACCUCUCAACUACAUUCUAGUGAACAUUUCGGUGGCCGGGCUCCUCAUCUGUAUCUUUUCGAUUUUUACUGUUUUUGUUUCCAGCUGUAAUGGCUAUUUUGUCUUUGGAAAGAUUGCCUGUGCUAUUGAGGGGUUCGUCGGCACACUCUCAGGUUUAGUCACCGGCUGGUCCCUGGCAUUUCUGGCCUUCGAAAGGUACAUUGUUAUCUGUAAGCCGAUGGGAAACUUCUGUUUCAGCUCGAAGCACGCGCUGGCGGUAGUGCUGUGCACCUGGCUCAUCGGGAUUGCGGUGUCUGUGCCCCCGUUCUUAGGCUGGAGCAGGUAUAUUCCAGAAGGUUUGCAAUGUUCAUGUGGUCCAGACUGGUACACUGUUGGCACGAAGUAUCGCAGUGAAUAUUACACCUGGUUUAUAUUCAUCUUCUGUUUUGUUAUUCCCCUGACCCUCAUCUGUUUCUCCUAUGCACAACUACUGGGAGCACUGCGAGCGGUUGCUGCACAACAGCAGGAAUCUGUGAGCACACAGAAGGCCGAAAAAGAGGUGUCUCGCAUGGUGAUAGUGAUGAUUGGAUCCUUCUGUCUGUGUUAUGUUCCUUAUGCAGCUAUGGCCAUGUACAUGGUGACCAAUCGGAAUCAUGAAAUGGACUUGCGUCUUGUAACCCUCCCUGCUUUUUUCUCCAAGAGUGCUUGUGUUUACAACCCCAUCAUAUAUUCCUUCAUGAACAAACAGUUUCGGGGAUGCAUCAUGGAGACAGUGUGUGGGAGGCCUAUGACUGAUGAUUCUUCAGUUUCCUCUGCAAGCCAAAAAACUGAGGUGUCUACAGUAUCCCACAGCCAGGUCAGCCCAUCUGGAAGCUAAUAUCCAAUACAUUUCCUAGAUACCCAGUAUUAAAAGUAGAGGACUACACAUUUCUCAUCGAAAACCGAUCAACCUUCAAGUUGUUCUACAGUUAAAGUUGCUGUCACAUGCAUCUUACUAAAAGUUUUGUUUUAUACUGCCCAAUGUAUCUACCUCACUGGGCUUUAUUAUUGCAUAAUUAUUAAAUUUCUUCAACUGUACAUUAACAUACAAAUGACAUAGUAUUAUAUAAAAUUGCAGUUUCAUUAUGUAGCUACAAUAAAUUGUUUGGCUGUCACUUUACAUUCACACAAUGGGGGAGAUUUAUCAAAACCUGUGCAAAGGAAAAGUUGCCCAGUUGCCCAUAGCAACCAAUCAGAUCCCUUCUUUCAUUUUACAGAGGCCUUGUGAAAAAUGAAAGAAGCGCUCUGAUUGGUUGCUAUUGGCAACUUUUCCUCUGAACAGGUUUUUAUAAAAUUCCCCCCCCCCCCCCCAAAUGUAUCUAUAUAUAUAUGGCAUAUCACCAGGAUAUUUUAUGUUUUGACUGUUGGGCUUGUCUUAUGGGACCACAAUGUUCCUGAAAAUAACAGAAUGGAAAGGUUCUGCAUCCCCUACACCGGUGGUCUUCAACCUGCGGACCUCCAGAUAUUGCAAAACUACAACUCCCAGCAUGCCCGGACAGCCGUUGGCUGUCCAGGCAUGUUGGGAGUUGUAGUUUUGCAACAUCUGGAGGUCCGCAGGUUGAAGACCACUGCUUCUGUCUGUACAGGUAACUGCAGCACAGCCCUAUUCAAGUGAUCAACCAAUACAACGUGUAAGGAAGCAGCCUUAAAGUCUAUUCACACAGCAGAAUUUCCGCUUCCUGAAUUCCGCCUCACAUUAAAGCCCAUGGACUUCUAUGGGAUUUUG
Molecule: messenger RNA, 1938 nt
Organism: Hyla sarda
Lineage: Eukaryota; Metazoa; Chordata; Amphibia; Anura; Hylidae
Gene: OPN1SW
Product: opsin 1, short wave sensitive
Exons: 5
Coding region: 1-1050 (349 amino acids)
Biological process (GO): visual perception; G protein-coupled receptor signaling pathway; phototransduction
Cellular component (GO): photoreceptor outer segment; membrane
Molecular function (GO): G protein-coupled receptor activity
Source: RefSeq, a predicted model, not a curated record